Molecule: messenger RNA, 1735 nt
Organism: Schistosoma spindalis
Lineage: Eukaryota; Metazoa; Platyhelminthes; Trematoda; Strigeidida; Schistosomatidae
Source: the annotation of a GenBank genome assembly
AUGUGGUCAGUGGAAUACGACUUGGGUUUGGAAGAUAGUUUGACUAGAGAUGAGUUGUCAGUGCUUCAUCAGUUUUAUCAAAGAAUGCUCAGUUGUCCACUUGAUAUAUGCCGGUCGAAACGUUAUCUUGUCCGUUGGCUGCGCGCUCGCAGUUGGGAUGUUGAUGAAGCAGAAAAAAUGCUGUAUUCUCAUAUAAAAUGGAGAGAUGUUCAGAAGGUCGAUACAUUACUUGAUUGCUAUGAAAUCCCAGACGUUAUACAGAAAUACUUUCCCGGUGGAUUUUGUGGGGAAGAUAAAGAAGGCUGUCCAUUGUACUGUGCUCCUGUUGGUCGAUUCGACCCAGGUGGUUUUAUGAAAGCCACUACACACGCAGAGUUUAUUCAAAGUAGAAUUUAUUUUAUGGAAUAUAUCAUACAAAGAGUUUUUUAUGAGAAAUCAAAAGAACAUAAUCGAUGUAUUGACCAGCUGACACUUAUAUUAGACAUGAAACAUUUAAGUUUGAAACAUAUGCAUCCAUCUUGGAUCCCUGUAUUUUCGGAAAUGAUGGCAAUAAUGGAAGCAAAUUAUCCUGAGGUUUUACGCAUUUGUUAUGUGAUUAAUGCUCCACCAAUAUUUGGAACUAUAUUCAACUUCAUUAAACCUCUGUUAAGUAAACUUACACAAGAAAAAAUUCAUGUAUUAAAAUCGGACUAUCGGGCUACUUUACUCCAAGUAAUUGACUCAAGUAAAUUACCAGCCUGUUAUGGUGGAAAAAUAACUGAUCCUAAUGGUGAUCCUCAAUGCCCAUCAAGAAUUUCAUGGGCUGGCCCCGUCCCUGCCUCUCUUUUUCGUAAAAAGCUAUCAGAUGACAAGUUGUCUGUGCCCAAACAGUCCGAAGUAUCUGAAGAAGUGAAACGUUUUACAGAUUGCGGUCGGGAUUUAACUAUGGUUGAAGUUGGUCCAGCUUCACGUAAAGAUAUUUCUAUUGGAAUGGUUGAUGUAGGUGAUGAGAUUAAAUGGUGGCUUUCAUGUGAAACACAUGACAUUGCAGUUGGUCUGUUCAUGAAAAAUUGUAUUACAAAUGAUGGAAAAGUUACAAGUGAUUCAAGUAAAAGUCCAGAUACCUAUAUCGAAAUGAUCCCAACGAAACGUAUAUCAUCACAUGAAAAAAUUGUUCAAGGAACUCUCAGUGUUGAAAACUCAGGUGUAUACAUCCUUGUCUUAGAUAAUACUUACAGUUGGACAAAAUCAAAACGCUUAUGGUAUCACUUAAGUGUCACUGGCAGAGUAGAGGAUAAUAAAAACAGUUUUACAAUGUCAAUGCCUUCACCAAUAGAUUCUUUGAAUUCCAAUCAUAAACAACUCAUUGAUACACCCGUAAAUGAUAUAACCGUGAUACCAAUUCCCGAAGAGAAUUAUUAUGCUUGUCGUAUGGAGACUGGUGGAAGUAUGGAUUUAAAUGUUAGUAUUCUAUUUCGAUUUCUUGUACAAAUACUUAUUCUACCAAAAAUCAAACAACGUCCCAAUUAAACUGGUGAAAUCAAUGAAGUGCACACAUAUACACACAACGUUCUAAAAUCAGUGAGAAAAAACCAGCCUAAUGAAUUCAUUACAACUAAUUGGUUAGGUCAAAUCACUACCAUUUAAAAGUCUUUCAGUUAUUCUGUAAUUACCUGUUUCCAAAUUUUUUAAAGUUUACUAAACGUAUAAAGAAAAAGAGGAUGAUUAACUGUGCGAUAUUACUUUCUUAUAAACU